Messenger RNA from Fusarium pseudograminearum CS3096, 2049 nucleotides. RefSeq lists its product as uncharacterized. NCBI's taxonomy places the organism in Eukaryota, Fungi, Ascomycota, Sordariomycetes, Hypocreales, Nectriaceae. The transcript is spliced from 3 exons. Bases 1 to 2049 code for a protein of 682 amino acids. The record is from RefSeq and is a predicted model, not a curated record. Gene Ontology annotation, cellular component: cell division site; plasma membrane; growing cell tip.
AUGUUGCGGCCCGGCACACCACUGACCCUGCUGCUAUUCGCAGCUUUCGCCCUGCUUUUAUUAGCCGUCAUAUCGACACCGAUAAUCGAGGCUAUUCCACUGAGUGACUUUGGUGGUGUUACAUAUGGCGUGUUUGGCUACUGCCAAAAUGGCAAGGGAUGUAGUGGUAUCGGAGUUGGAUAUGAUACUGCUAAAUUAGCUGGGGACAAUUCCCAAGCAUUUGACCUGCCAUCCGGCGUUCGAAAUACCCUUUCAGCUAUUCUCAUUGUGCAUCCAGUCGCGGCACUCAUCACCCUUGUCAUGACCAUCAUGGCAGCUGUGUCUCAUUUACAUGGACCGUCACACUCUACGAGAUAUCUCCUCAUUUUGUUUAUCUUUUUAUUCAUCGACUUCCUGGUCUGCUUGCUGGCAUUUCUGAUCGACGUGCUACUGUUUGUGCCACACCUGGCAUGGGGCUCAUAUCUGGUUCUGGCGGCUACUAUUCUUGUUGCUAUGAGCGGAUUGGUGACCUGUGCAAUGCGUCGCACUCUGGUCAGCAGGAAAGACAGGCAGAGACGUAUUGCCGAUAACGCCGAGAUGAGCGGUCAAAACUAUUAUAACAGAACCGCUCAGGAUAAGAUAGCAGCUGAGGAUGGGAUCACUAGACAGCCGACGCUGCCCACCCAGCCUGUCGGAAACAGCGUUCAUGACAAUAUCCCAGCCUUUGCGACGUUUGAUCAAAAGAACCGAAGUGAUCAAAUCAGCGAAGAAGUCCCGCUCACCCGCCGGGCAACAUCGAACCGAUCUCCAGGUGUCCCUCAUGAGCCAGUCAACGUCGGCGAAGCGGCUGCUUUUAACAGAACUCCCCAGAGACAAGGUUCUCAGGAUCAGUUUGGGAAUCAGAUAGACAAUGGCAUCGAUCCGUAUGCCGGUCGAAGAGGGCCUUCUCCAAGCAUGAGCAACCGUGGAAGAGGAAAUGGAGGAUACCGUGGCGGAAGAGGAGGCUAUGGUCGUGGAGGAUAUGAUAAUUACGGCGCCCCGAUGCGAGGCCGUGGGGGUUAUGGCGCACCCGGAAGAGGCGGCUACGGACCUAGAGGUGGACGGGGAGGAUCUGGCCCACCAGGUCGAGGCGCCUAUGGCCCAGGUGGAAUAAGGGGAGGCCCAGGUCCAUCAGGGCACAGCAAUGGACCUUACGACCGAAGACCAUCUCCUGGCCAAAACUAUGCUUCAGAUUUCCAGCCAUCGGAGCCAUCCAAUGGGUAUAGCUCGACGAACCCAUCGAUGCCCAGCUUGAACACCUACACUGCCUACCGUCCGGAGUCUGAACUACCGCGAGCAGAAUCGCCGCCACCUUUACCAGGAACUGAACCUGCCACUAUAGGCGGUCGACCAGUAGAGAUGGAUGCGUCCCCUGCGGUUCAUGGCCAUCAGGGUGGAAACUAUGGUCAGCUCAGGGACAGCGACGUAGACGUCGCAGGUAUGGUCGGUCUUCAGCAGGGCCAAAUCCCCCAGCGAAAUGAUACUAUCAUGAGUGAAGGCAGCAAAUACAGUAACGAUGAGCAAUACGCUCCGCCUCGUGCUGCUUGGAACCAAGGUGAUGGCCGGAACUCACCUAAAGCUCCGCCUCCCCUAGCUACGACUCUGGGAAGAAACACGUCUCCUGUUACGCAACAGCCCGCAGUCAUGGGGAACAGCAAUUAUUAUGAAGAUGUAGAUCCUCGUUUUGCCCCCGAGGCGUCCCUGGCAAACAACAACCUCCAGCCACCGCCGAUUGAGCCCAUCUAUGAGGACGUCCAUGCUAAUAAUGCGGGCGCUCGAAGCCCUGCUGAGUCCGAGCACUCGACUUUUACUUCUAUCUCCCAGCGUGGCAUCAACCCCCGUUGGAACCCCGGACCUCCGCCACCAAUGCCAUAUCAACAAGGACCUCCUCAUCGACGACCCGUCCAUCAACAACAGCAACAGCGUCAAGAUAUGCUUCUAGAUACCCCGGACUUUCAAUUACCCAGUUCGCGGAGUGGGCGAGGUCCUGGUAUGGUACCAGGAAGUGCCUACCCACCAGGCGGCUUCUAG